Prorocentrum cordatum is the source of this 492-nucleotide messenger RNA. The record is from the annotation of a GenBank genome assembly. NCBI's taxonomy places the organism in Eukaryota, Dinophyceae, Prorocentrales, Prorocentraceae.
AUGUAUUCUGGCCCUCCGCCUGGAGGCGACGCAGAUCUGUCCGGAACUCAGGGUCGAGACGUCAUCAAACAGUGCGGGGAGCUCGUUCCGCAAGUCGCGUUUGGGAGCGACACGAAGGCCGUGCUGGUCGAGCUACUGCGAGUCCUGCACGAAGAGCACGCCCUCGGGGAGGGCAACUCGCUGCUGACCGACAGGACGUUCCUCGUCAAAGCGGUCAAGGUCCUCAAGGCACACGCCGUCCUCAACGGACGUCUGCGCUGCGAGCCCCACGAUCUGACGGCCAUGCGCCACCUGACGACGUUCCGUGUGCCAAGAAAGUCCACGAGCAGAUCGAGGCCAUCAUCGCCAGACCGUCCUGGCGGAGGCACCCAAGGGCGGCACGCCGCCGCCGGGGGCCGAGCCCGGCGAGGCGGCCGACGCUGCCGAGCGGGAGCAGGCGCGGCGGCCAGGAGAGCCGGCGGAAGACGCGGGGACUCCUCCGGAGGAGCCUGA